CCGCAGCCCACCCGGGGGGAGGCGGCCCCAAGCGCCCCUGAACCUUCCCAUGGCCCGGGCGAGGGCCCGGGGCCUCGGCUGCUAACGCGCUCGAAGCCCGCGGAACCGGGGAAGCCGGGGCCGCGGCGCCCACCCCGGCUCAGGCGCAGCGGCGAGAGGGCGCGGGCAGGGCCAUGGCCCCGGGGGUUCGCUAGCGCGGGUCGGCCCGACCCGGAGCCAACGUGCAGUCGCCGCCGCCCGGGCGCCCAGGCCCCGUCGCCGCGGAAGAGGUGUCCAGACAGCGGAUCCCGCCCUCUGGGCCCCAGGCCCCUGCCACAAUGCCUGCUGCUGGCCUCCUCCUCUGGGCUUCCCUGCUGACCGGAGCUUGGCCAGCCACCCCCCUGCAGGAUCACCUCCUGGCCACACCCCGGGUACGGCUCUCAUUCAAAGAGCUCAAGGCCACGGGCACUGCCCAUUUCUUCAACUUCCUGCUCAACACAACUGACUACCGCAUCCUGCUCAAGGACGAGGACCAUGACCGCAUGUAUGUGGGCAGCAAGGACUACGUUCUGUCGCUGGACCUGCACGACAUCAACCGGGAGCCCCUCAUUAUCCACUGGGCAGCCUCCCCACAGCGCAUUGAGGAGUGUGUGCUCUCGGGCAAGGACGGCAACGGUGAGUGCGGGAACUUCGUCAGGCUUAUUCAGCCCUGGAACCGAACACACCUGUACGUGUGUGGGACUGGCGCCUACAACCCCGUGUGCACCUACGUGAACCGUGGCCGCCGCGCACAGGCCACGCCCUGGACCCAGACGCAGGCGGUCAGAGGCCGCGGCAGCAGAGCCACGGAUGGCGCCCUACGCCCGACGCCCACAGCCCCACGCCAGGAGUACAUCUUCUACCUGGAGCCAGAGAGACUCGAGUCCGGGAAGGGCAAGUGUCCGUACGACCCCAAGCUGGACACGGCCUCAGCUCUCAUCAAUGAGGAGCUCUAUGCCGGUGUGUACAUCGAUUUCAUGGGCACCGACGCAGCCAUCUUCCGCACGCUGGGGAAGCAAACAGCCAUGCGCACUGACCAGUACAACUCUCGGUGGCUCAAUGAUCCUUCCUUCAUCCACGCCGAGCUCAUCCCUGACAGCGCCGAGCGCAAUGACGACAAACUCUACUUCUUCUUCCGGGAGCGCUCUGCCGAGGCGCCGCAGAGCCCCGCCGUGUACGCCCGCAUCGGGCGGAUCUGCCUGAAUGAUGAUGGCGGCCACUGCUGCCUGGUCAACAAGUGGAGCACGUUCCUGAAGGCACGCCUGGUGUGCUCGGUGCCUGGGGAGGAUGGUAUCGAGACCCACUUCGAUGAACUCCAGGACGUGUUUGUCCAGCAGACGCAGGACGUGAGGAACCCUGUCAUCUAUGCGGUCUUCACCUCUUCAGGCUCCGUGUUCCGAGGUUCCGCUGUCUGUGUCUACUCCAUGGCUGACAUCCGCAUGGUCUUCAAUGGGCCUUUUGCCCACAAAGAGGGCCCCAACUACCAGUGGAUGCCCUUUUCAGGGAAGAUGCCCUACCCACGGCCUGGCACGUGCCCUGGAGGGACCUUCACGCCGUCCAUGAAGUCCACCAAGGACUACCCUGACGAGGUGAUCAACUUCAUGCGCAGCCACCCCCUCAUGUACCAGGCCGUGUACCCCCUGCAGCGACGUCCCCUGGUGGUCCGCACGGGCGCGCCCUACCGCCUCACCACCGUCGCCGUGGACCAGGUGGACGCAGCCGACGGGCGCUAUGAGGUGCUUUUCCUGGGCACAGACCGCGGGACAGUUCAGAAGGUCAUUGUGCUGCCCAAGGAUGACCAGGAGAUGGAGGAGCUCAUGCUGGAAGAGGUGGAGGUGUUCAAGGAACCAGCACCUGUGAAGACCAUGACCAUCUCUUCCAAGCGGCAACAACUGUACGUGGCCUCAGCAGUGGGGGUCACGCACCUGAGCCUGCACCGCUGCCAGGCGUAUGGGGCAGCCUGUGCCGACUGCUGCCUCGCCCGGGACCCCUACUGCGCCUGGGAUGGCCAGGCCUGCUCACGCUACACUGCAUCCUCCAAGAGGCGGAGCCGUCGGCAGGACAUCCGACACGGAAACCCCAUCAGGCAGUGCCGUGGGUUCAACUCCAAUGCCAACAAGAAUGCCGUGGAGGCCGUGCAGUACGGCGUGGCGGGCAGUGCCGCCUUCCUUGAGUGCCAGCCCCGCUCGCCCCAGGCCACCGUGAAGUGGCUGUUCCAGCGAGAUGCCAGCGACCGUCGCCGAGAGAUCCGCGCCGAGGACCGCUUCCUGCGCACAGAGCAGGGCUUACUGCUACGCGCCCUGCAGCUCGGGGACCGAGGUCUCUACUCCUGCACAGCCACCGAGAACAACUUCAAGCACGUGGUCACGCGGGUCCAGCUGCACGUCCUGGGCCGGGAGGCCGUCCAUGCCGCCCUCUUCCCACCGCCGGCUGUGAGCGCCCCACCACCUCCAGGCGCAGGCCACCCCACACCUCCCUACCAGGAGCUGGCCCAGUUGCUGGCCCAGCCAGAAGUGGGCCUCAUCCACCAGUACUGCCAGGGCUACUGGCGCCACGUGCCCCCCAGUCCCAGGGAGGCACCAGGGGCUCCCCGGCCUCCCGAACUCCAGGACCCGAAAAAACCCCGGAACCGCCGCCACCAUCCACCGGACACUUGAGGCCCAGCCGUGGGAGCCCCGCCACAGGCCAGCUGGGCCCAUCCCUUUAAUAUAAAGAUCUAUAUAUAUAUAUAUAAAUAUAUAAAUAUAAAAAAUAUCUAUAUUCUAUACACACCCACCCCUGCAAAGACAGUAUUUAUUGGUGGGUUGUACCCAGCCCACCUCAGCGGCGGCAGCACCCACAGCUCAGACCCUUGCUGGCCUGAUGGCAGGCGACAGCGGGGGGGACCGGGCCAGACCGAGCAGUCCCCACACUCAGCUGGGAGUCGGCUUCUGGAUCACCCUCGCCCACCGGGAUCUCCAGGACCUCCGCAGGAUCUACACGGGAGGGACGCGCGCCACCGGAGCAAGGCACAGACUGUCCCCUGUACCAGCGGCAUGUGCACCCCGGGGUGCAAAGACUGCUGGGAGCAGGGCAAGGGUGGGGUGCAGAUGCUUCUAGAGAAAGGGCGCCUACAGGAUGCCGGGGCCCGGAGUGGGGGUGGGGUGGCCUCAUUGGGGCCCUCCCUCCGGGCCUUUCUCCUCUAUUGGGGGCAGGAGAGAAGCCCUGGGUGGGGAGGCAGCACCUCCACCCCUUUCCCCCCUGCCUGGGCCAGCAGGGCUGCCCCCCUCUACCUCCUCUUAGCUUUUUC
Molecule: messenger RNA, 3307 nt
Organism: Sorex fumeus (smoky shrew)
Lineage: Eukaryota; Metazoa; Chordata; Mammalia; Eulipotyphla; Soricidae
Gene: SEMA3F
Product: semaphorin 3F
Exons: 19
Coding region: 318-2675 (785 amino acids)
Biological process (GO): positive regulation of cell migration; negative chemotaxis; semaphorin-plexin signaling pathway
Molecular function (GO): semaphorin receptor binding; chemorepellent activity
Source: RefSeq, a predicted model, not a curated record